AUGCCCCCCAAAUCCCCCACCGACCUCGCCACCCUCGCCCGCCAGCUGCUGACCGACGGCCCCGUCCGCACGCUCCCGACCACCAAGCGGCUGCGCGUGCAGCUGGGCGGCCGCUUCGUCGCCGACACGACGCGUGGCCUCUACGUCUGGGAGCACCCGUACUACCCGUACUACUACCUGCCCCUCUCCUCUCUCGGCGCCGACACCUGGUCCGUCGUCAAGAAGGUCGAGGGGGGUGCCGCGAACGUGCUGCGGCUAUCCGGCGGCGCCGCCAGUACGGAGAGGGUGCUGGCGUUCGGGGAGGACGUUGGUGGGAAGGACGCUGGGGAGGUCGAUGGCGGGAGCGGUGGGGUUGUGGCAGGGGAGAGGAAGGGCAAGAGCGCAAUAGAAGCGCUGCGCGGCAUGGUGCGCAUCGAGUUCGGCGCCGCCGACGCCUGGUUCGAGGAGGACACGCGCAUCGACGUGCACCCCAAGGAUCCCUUCAAGCGCAUCGACAUCGUGCACUCGCAGCGGCCCCUCAAGGUCUUCGUCAACGGCAAGCAGGUCGCGCACGCGCAGUCCGCGUACCACCUGUUCGAGACGGGACUGCCGCCGAGAUACUACAUCCCGCCGACCAGCGUCGAUCCGGCCGUGCUGAGGCCGAGCCAGACGAAGACGAAGUGUCCGUAUAAGGGCGAGGCGGAGUAUUAUGAUGUCGUGGUCGAUGGAGAGGUGGCGAAGGAUGUGGUGUGGUACUACAGGAAUCCGACGCAGGAGAGCGCGUUGAUUGUGGGGGCGUUGUGCUUUUAUAAUGAGAAGGUGGAUAUUGAGUUGGAUGGGGAGAGGCUGGAGCGGCCGAAGUCGAUCUUUGCGUGA
This is a messenger RNA of Lasiodiplodia theobromae, 855 nucleotides long. RefSeq lists its product as uncharacterized. The record is from RefSeq and is a predicted model, not a curated record. The transcript has a single exon. Bases 1 to 855 code for a protein of 284 amino acids. NCBI's taxonomy places the organism in Eukaryota, Fungi, Ascomycota, Dothideomycetes, Botryosphaeriales, Botryosphaeriaceae.